UCAAUGUAAGCGCCGGGAGUAGUUGGUGCACCCACCCGCGUUGAAGCACAAUUUAAUCUGUGGUCGACUAGAGAUUAGAGAACAGGAGAGGAAGAGUUUGCCCGUCGGCGUUUGAGAUGGCUUGGCUCACUCGAUUCUUGGCGGCUGUGGCUUUCUUAGCCAUCGGAGUUAUAUUCUCUCCUGAAAUCUUCGGAUCAAAAUCGGAUUCUUCCAAUUCAAUCAAACUAUCAACCUACCUCAAAUUGGCGCAUCUCCUCAGCUUCUCCACUGCUUUCGGUGCCGCUCUAUGGGUCACCUUUAUCGGUGGAAUUAUUAUGUUCAAGAAUCUCCCGAGGCAUCAAUUUGGUAACCUGCAAAGCAAGAUGUUUCCGGCAUAUUUCUCUACGGUCGGUAUCUGUUGUGCGAUAUCGGUGGCGUCGUUUGGGUAUCUACAUCCUUGGAAAUCUUCGUCCACUGCGGAAAGAUACCAACUUGGCUUCUUGCUUUCGUCAUUCGCAUUUAACCUUGCUAAUUUGUUUGUCUUUACACCGAUGACCAUCGAGUUGAUGAGGCAGAGGCAUAAAGUGGAGAGAGAAAAUAACAUUGGAGAAGAAAUUGGUUGGUCAAAAAAUGUUGAAGUGGCAAAGAAGAAUCCAAAGCUUGCAGCUAUGAAUAAAAAGUUUGGAAUGAUUCAUGGAUUAUCUUCCCUUGCUAAUAUCAUGUCCUUUGGCGGCCUUGCUAUGCACUCUUGGUACUUGGCAGGUAAAAUGGAUCUCUGAUCCAGCUUCUGCUUCCCUUUCUGUGGAGGAUUGUCGAGCUCAUAGCUUGUUGUUUUGACUACAACACGAUCCCAGAGCCACUGUUCAUGAGUCAGCUGCUGCUUGUUUCUGGCCUAUAAGGAUGAAAAAAAAUUAUAUUUAUAAUAUUUAUAUAAUGUGUGAAAAUAUACUGUGGGAAGUAUUACAGCCUAUAGCGCAUUGCUUGUUAGAUAUUUCUGUUCUCUGAGAGAACAUUGUGGCGUUCGACAGAAACACUGGAAUUAUUCGUCUUCACAGGGAAAUAAGCAAGUUUUUAUACCA
Molecule: messenger RNA, 1058 nt
Organism: Prosopis cineraria
Lineage: Eukaryota; Viridiplantae; Streptophyta; Magnoliopsida; Fabales; Fabaceae
Exons: 3
Coding region: 117-758 (213 amino acids)
Source: RefSeq, a predicted model, not a curated record